Molecule: messenger RNA, 2014 nt
Organism: Ahaetulla prasina
Lineage: Eukaryota; Metazoa; Chordata; Lepidosauria; Squamata; Colubridae
Product: myelin protein zero-like protein 2
Exons: 5
Coding region: 133-1161 (342 amino acids)
Biological process (GO): cell-cell adhesion
Cellular component (GO): membrane
Source: RefSeq, a predicted model, not a curated record
CGGACGAGGUCGUCCUGGGGCGUCCCGUGGGAGGCUCCCAAUCCGUGCGGGACGCACCCGGCUCAUUCCAGUUUUGGGAGGCAUUUCGGCGGAGCGGCUGGCCGGAUCCCACAGACUCAGGCGCCCCCGCUCAUGGCCCCCCCGGCAUCGCGGCGCGCGGGAUCCGCGGCUGCCUGGGGCUUCUUUCUGCUUGGUAAGACAAGCCUGCCCGGCCGGAGCGGCAACGGAAGCUCCGGCUGGGCCGCCUCGCUGCGGACCCCGAUCCUGGACCCUGAUCCCGGCCUCCUGGAAGUCGCCGCCUCUAGGCCGUCCCCUGAAGCGGUUGCGGACCCCGGCCAACACGCCCGGGGCUGUCCAGAGCGGCGGCGGCGUCACCGACGAGUUGCUGCAUGUCGGAGCAGCGACCUGUUCGGCAGCGCCCUUCCCAGCUGCGGAAUUCGCGCUGGUUCACUCGGCGCAGAUUGGGCAGCGCCCACCUCCAGGAAGCGCCGCCGCUCUGCGCUUCCUUCGGUAGGCUGCCUCCGGGCAUUCCCUUGCAGCGGCAUUCAUCUUCUGCUUCUUUCUGCAGCGCUCGGGCUGGUGGCAGCGAUGGAAACGUUCACCUCUGGCACCCUGGAAGCGUUGAACGGGACCGACGUGCGCUUGAAGUGUACCUUCCGCAGUCCAGUCCCGGUGGGGCCGAAGCUGACGGUUUCCUGGUCCUUCCAGUCCGAGCUGAAGGAGUCCCUGGAGACGGUGCUCUACUACAAUCACUGGGCUUACCCCUCCAAAUCAGGCCGCUUCCUAGGCAGAAUCACCUGGGAUGGCAACGUACACAAAGACGACGCUUCAGUUAUGCUCCACAAUGUGAGCCCCAAGGACAACGGGACUUUCCAGUGCCAUGUGAAGAACCCACCUGACGUGGAUGGUGUCAUUGGCGAGAUCCAGCUGAGUGUUGUGUUGAAAAGGAACUUCUCAGAGGUGCAUAUUUUGAUCCUCACCAUUGGCAUUUCCUGUGUAGUAAUGGUCAUCCUUGUUGUGGUCAUGGUGAUCUGGCGUCAUUGGCGAAGGAUGCACCAAGACAAGACAAGGGAGGUGGGCAGGUCAGAGCAAUUGAAGCUGAAGGAAAGUGGAGAGGAAAAGGACACUCCUCUGCCAGGACAGGGGACCCGUCGGUCUUGAUCCACCCAUGGACGCUGUGGCCUGCUGGAGCAGAUAUGGCAAAGGUGCUUCUGCUCUGGCCUUGAAGGAGAAGACCUGCACAUAGAGAGCCUGCAGGAGACAAAACCUCACCUUCUGCCUACGUGACACCAAGGGUCUGCCUAGCCAGCCUUCUCCAUAUGCCUGAAGCAGCAGCCCUCCCCUGCCCACCUUGAGUAUGGGUUGCCUUUGACUUGGUGACUGAAGACCUCAGGGCCACUGGCCACCUAGUUGGGGUCAGCAGAAGAUCUGGUCAAGACAGACCGGCCAGGCGAAAGGGAAUGGGAAAUCGCUUUGCCAACUGUCCUGCUCUCUUUCUUGGGCCAAAGCCCAGGUAAAUGGCUAAGGGGGAGCCCCCAACCACUUAGAAAAGGGCCUCCUCUUCAAAUAGGAUCAAGCUCGUUUCUAUGGCCUGGCCUGCCUGGAGUAGCAGGAACCUUGCCUGAUUCUGUGCAGGCAGAGGGUCUCUGAAAGUGAGUGAGGAACCGGUUCCUGCUAGGGGCAGCGAUUCUGUCUCCUUUACGGUCCACAAAUCUUCUCCUUAAAACCAGGGCUUGCUUCCUCCUUUAGGAAGAUUUAAGAGCCCUGGAGAAAAAAAAAUUCUGACCACUGAGCCCCUUUUAUGGAACACCACUAUAGCAACCCUGCCAACAACUACCUCUAAAACUCAACAAGCUUCAGAUAUUAGAGGACUGUCUGCUGGAUUUCUUAUGGGCUAUCCUUCCAUAUCCUUAAGUGACACACUUUCAUACACUAAUUUAUUUAAAGCAUCUUGUUAAAUUUUGUAUGCAAAUGGAAUAUUUUACAAUAAAGGUACAAUUGCCUGGGAUUAAAA